Habropoda laboriosa is the source of this 2562-nucleotide messenger RNA. It is a transcript of the gene dgo, whose product is annotated as ankyrin repeat domain-containing protein 6. Gene Ontology annotation, biological process: innate immune response. The transcript is spliced from 10 exons. The record is from RefSeq and is a predicted model, not a curated record. NCBI's taxonomy places the organism in Eukaryota, Metazoa, Arthropoda, Insecta, Hymenoptera, Apidae. Bases 1 to 2562 code for a protein of 853 amino acids. Gene Ontology annotation, cellular component: cytoplasm. Gene Ontology annotation, molecular function: protein binding.
AUGCCUCGAACCAGGGCCGAAGUCCUGUUGGAUAUGUACGGACACGCGGAAGGAGGGAUCUCCCGUGCGUACGUGAUAUGCGUGGCUGGAAUGGCAGAAAAGUUACGCGAGGCGGCCGCACGUGGCGACGUUGCGCGGGUUGCACGUCUCCUUGACGAAGAUAUUAAACCAUUGCCGGACGAGAAUGGCAGAGGUCCUCUCAUAUUGGCUGCUGCAGCGGGCCACUUGGACGUCUGCGAAACUCUGCUUCUUCGAGAAAUCGACGUCAACGCUGCAGAUAAUACUGGCGUCACAGCUUUGCAGAGAGCGGCUUCUGAGGGACAUUUGGAAGUUGUCGAAUUGCUGCUGAAGCACAGCGCCGAUGUCUCUCGUCAGGACACCGUGCAUGGAAAUUCAGCUCUCCACGAGGCGUCCUGGCGUGGAUACAGCCGUACAGUGGCCGCCCUGGCGAAGGCCCUCGGGACACAACGUGCACCCCUGCACACGAGGAAUCUCGCCGGAUUCGCACCGCUCCACCUCGCCUGCCAAAACGGCCAUAACCAAAGCUGCCGCGAGAUCCUGUUGGCGGGCUGCAAUCCCGACCUUCAAAACAACUAUGGAGAUACGCCAUUGCAUACGUCUGCCAGGUACGGACACGCCGGAGUGACGAGGAUUUUGAUCUCCGCGCUGUGUCGGGUAUCGGAUCAGAAUAAGAACGGCGACACGGCGUUGCACAUCGCAGCAGCGAUGGGACGUCGGAAGCUGACGAGGAUCCUGCUGGAGGCUGGCUGCGACCGUAGCCUGAGGAACAAACAGGGGGAAACGGCGAAGGACAUCGCGAGGCGCAAGAACCUGACGGAGAUAUUGGAGAUAAUCGGUAAAGCGCGAAGCAAGAGCAGAACGCGUAGUAAGAGCCGCGAGGAGGAGGCGGCGGCGGUUGCGCCGGUUGCGGACAAGGUCGACGGGAAGAACAGUGGCAGCAGCAACGUGGUCGGUAAGAGCGAGAAGAAGAGAGAGAAGACCGGUAGUGGGACCAGCGGCAGUAGGGACAGUUGCACGAAGAAGGAGAAAAAGAAGCACAAAUCGUCCGGUAAGCAGAACAAGGUCCACUUCGAGAAGGCCGUGAUGGGUAGACAGUGGUCCCCGUACGGUUGCCACUACUAUCCCGAUCCGGAAGCGUUUCCACAGCCGCGUUUGGACUCCCUACCACCGGAUCCUUUGGGUCGCGGAGAGCAGUACUACCUGGACUUGGCCGGGAACAUCAGAAAGGGACCGGUGGGAGUAGGAUACACCUGUUACUGUGCUCCGUUCUUCAGGCACAUGGAGGCUAAGCUGGAGAGGGACAAAGCAGAGCUGAAGGCUCAUAUAGAUCAAGCUCACGAGAGACUAGAUUUGAAGGUGGCUAAUCUAGAGAGGAGAACCAGGGGACAGAUUUCAGAAUUGACGAGAUGCGUGGCUGCUGAGAGGUCCAGGUGCGACGAAAGACAUGUACAUCUUCAGCAACGUUUAUCGAGAGGUGGACGUGGAAGGCACAGCGAGAGACCAGCUAAUAAAGCGUCGUUCACCAACGAACAAUCGUUCCCACCUGCUCGUGCCAGAUCGUUGGAGGAUCUUUUGGACGACAGACCUCACGACAGAAGCUUCGAGAUACCAGGCGAGACACCGAUUCAUCGAGGCAGCCUGGACGAUCUUGAUAUACCAGCUAUACCACGGCUAAGCAAGUCGAUGAGGGACCUACCGUCCGGUUCUGGUGUCUCGAGGUCAACGCUUAGGGUGCUCGACGUGCCUGCCAGAUUGAACGAGACGUUCGACGGAGUGAUCAAGCAGGAUCGCAGCUCGCCGCUAGGGGCCGCUUCUUCGCCGUCGAUCGGGUCGAGGCAACAGGUCCAUCAGCAGCGCGUGAGUGAUCCGUCGUCUCGCGAUCACGGGAUAAACUCGUGCCAGGACGAAAGUAGCGUAACGAGGAAGAACGAGGACACCUCGAACGACUGGAGAUCUUCAGGGCGACGCAGUGUUCACGAGAUGAUCAAGCGAUUUCAACAAGUACCUGGCAUGCAUAACGGCUGGCGGGGUCCGCGUUCAGGAAGCAGCGAACCCACGAGUCCAGAGCACAGUCAGUGCUCACAGAAUCAAAGGGUCCAACCUCAAGGUGGCGUAGGAAACAGCUGGCGUGGCGAAGGUAAUGACAGUGAGAGCAGCGAAGGAGAUGACGACGAGCAGCCGGAAGCAUUGAGCGGAGGAAUCUCUGGAAAAGGAGUGAUAUCAGAGCACGUGCAUUACGACAGCAUCGCCAGAAUGCCAUAUAGGUCCCGUAAUGCGGUUUAUAGCCCAACGCCGCCUUUGCAUGACGCACACAAUGAUUCUGGAUAUAGCACUCGCAUGUAUGGUUCCAGUAAAGGUGCUUCACCUUCGUUAUCAGGUCAAUUGGAAUGCGACGUGAUCCUUCCAACCUCUCCGAACGCAUUUCCCAGCGGCGAACAACUGGCUGCACUGUUGGAACAGCCGAGGAACCACGAUCUCACGGUCUACGAGCGCGGUGCCGACAAUUGCGUAAUUAACAUUGGAACCGCGAGCCUCGUGUAA